AUGGGGGCCCGACAGCGAGCUUUUGCUCGAAAGAGCAAGAGACCCAACCCUUCCAAUCGACCCCCUCCAUCCAACGAUUGGCAAGACUUUUCUGAUCCAAAACCUCGUGGUGGAUUUAGCAUGUCCCAAGAAGCCCGCAACACCGAACGUCAUGCUGGUUGGGGUAACACAAAACUCAGAGAUCAAAGAGUCCUCUUUGUCAGUGCAGGCAAUUUGACUCGGCAGGAGGCCGAGGUAGAGGUAGAAGAAACUAUAGGCAAAGAAAUAGAUGAUCGAGAUAAAGUUGCAGUGCAGAACAUCCCAGACGACAAGGAAGACACGGCCGAAAUCGUCAAACGUUUAGGAUUGGCUGCACUCUCGGACCGUGUCGACGAACCUGAACAGUCUACACAAGAACCAACGAAACACAGAGAGUCAUUCUCGUCAGAGGUGUCAGAAGAGAUUGUAUUCGCUGGUCGGCUGAAGUCCACCUUGACUCCCGUGACCGGCUCAAAACCCUCGUCACGACCAAGCCACUCUCCUCUUCCGAAAUCAGAGUGUAAAGUUGCAGACACCACACCGUCUAGUCCCCCAGUCGUGAGGGCUGCCUCGCCGUCAGUACCAGUGAAGAAACACGCAUAUCCAAGACGUGCAGUCGACCGAAGAGGUAGGCCGAAAAUUCGGAAGCCCAUCUCCGACAGUGACGAAGCCAUCAUGCAAGACUACAUCGCAAACAUGGCUGUCGACGAUGACGAUGACGAUGAUGGAGAUGACCACGGUGCGAAGUCCGGUCCUGCAGCUGGGGUCAAGGAACAUUUCAGGUUCUAUGAUGGUUCUGCAGAAACACAUGUCAAGGUGCAAACGAAGUUACGAGAUCCCAACACCCGUCCAUUUCUCGGUAUUGAUCAAGCUAUCGAUUGGGAUUCAGCUGAUCUUGGUGAUUUCGAUGAUCUACCCACCACAGAUGAUGAUGUGGACGAGAUCUCCCAGGUUUUACGACACAGAGACCGCCCAACUGGUCAACAGUAUCUUGUUACUGCAAUCGGUCAGACCGCAAGUGAUGCGAAAUGGGUUUCACGCCAGAGGCUGAUUUCUCAGACAGCCAGAUCUGAAAUCCGUAUCUACGAAGAAAUACGUGCUAUGAAGGUACAAGAAACCAGUGGCGAUACUGAUGUUGACGAAGUGGACGAAGAAAGUACGGACGAUGGCCUUGAGGAUCUGAUUGAUGAUAUCGAGUCAGAGGACGCCGAGAAUGAGCGUAUCUUGAAACACACGGCUCGUAUGACAGAUGAACAGAUUGCUCGUGCGCUGGCUAAACAAGAAGAGCUCGGCAUCGGCGGAGAUGAACUCUUGCUGUUUGAUGAUCAGAUUGACGGUGCUGGCGAUGACGACGAGUUCCUUAGCAAGGCAGAUUUCAUUCCGUUCUCAACCAAGAAGCAUGUCUCGAGCCGGGUCAAAUCCAAACGCAAUAGGCGGACUCGUGACAGCUUUCCACCUGCUGAGGCCUUCGCUGAUGCACUGGAACAAGAUCCAUAUGGCGCAUUCGACAUUAUGGAUUUCGAUCGUCCCAGUCUCCGACCUAAGAGGAAGGGGCGCAACAUGAAAGAUCUACCAUUCGAGCUAGGUGUGGAUGAUCCAGAGCUUGCCGCGCAGUUGCAGAAUGCCUGGAGCAACGACCGCGAGAAGAAAGCUGCCCGAAAGCGCGAGCGUGAGGUUCUUUUCCUUGAGGCAGCAGAACGCAGCAACCCUAGUGCAAUCAAGGCUGAAAUCAGACAGUUUCUAGCACAGGAAGUCGACACUUUGAGACUGGCCCCAAUGGAUUCUACCUUGCGAGCUUCCGUCCAUCGCUUGGCAAAGGCGCUCAAGUUACACUCUCGCUCGGAGGGCAAAGAAGCAACCGGUCGAUUUCCGGUCCUAACAAAGACAACCCACACACCAGUGUACACAAUUGAUACUGUUUGGGAAGUGGAUGCGUUGAUGAACACCAGAAAGUACUUUCCGAGGCAAGGCGGCGGUCGAACUUUCACUUCUGUGAAGGUGCGGAGAGGAGGUGGUGGAGGUGUCAUGUCUGGUGCAACAUACAUGAAUGGUGACAUUGUUGGUGCAUCUGCUCCAGAAAUCGGCACGGACAACAAAGGCCGGGCUAUGCUAGAGAGGAUGGGCUGGUCGAGUGGUAUGGGAAUUGGUGCGACUAAUCAAGGAGGUGUUGAUGUUAUCAAGCACGUUGUCAAGACCACCAAAGCUGGUCUGGGUUGA
Molecule: messenger RNA, 2235 nt
Organism: Exophiala bonariae
Lineage: Eukaryota; Fungi; Ascomycota; Eurotiomycetes; Chaetothyriales; Herpotrichiellaceae
Exons: 1
Coding region: 1-2235 (744 amino acids)
Cellular component (GO): nucleus
Molecular function (GO): nucleic acid binding
Source: RefSeq, a predicted model, not a curated record